UUCAGAGUCAAGCCGGUCGCCAUCUACAACUGCUCAGCCAGAUACUCCUCAGUCUCUCCAGGACAAUAUGAUUCCACAAGUUUCGGUAUUUCAGGAGAGCGCAGCUGAAUUCUCACCAUCUGUGGAUCCGCUGGAUGAGCAAGAAUAUAGCUAUGGCAUAGACAAGCUAUUUGACAACGACGAACUAUUGACUACCCAAUAUCACUGCUUGACUGAGCAAGCGCACCAACCUACAAUCAAUAUGACAGGCCCAUCUCUGAGUCUCGCCAACACGUCAAAUAGAGGAGCUACUGCUCUACAGACAACUUCACUAUUCCACUUCGUCAUGCCGCCAUAUGGUGAAAUUGGUCAUAACUAUCCUCUAUUAAACAAUUUCAACGCAUCUUCAAUGGAGCAACGUGAGAGAGGAAUGAUAUACUCUCAACAGUCACAUCAUUCUCAGCAGAAAAUGCCAAUCGCAGCAGAGCAGAUCCUAAACCAUACAGUAGAGGACUAUAGUACUCCUGCGCUGAUCAAAUCUGAGCCGUGGUUUGGAUUCGGAUCUCUCUUUAUUUGAACGGUCAAUGCACUGCUGGG
This is a messenger RNA of Trichoderma asperellum CBS 433.97, 576 nucleotides long. Lineage: Eukaryota; Fungi; Ascomycota; Sordariomycetes; Hypocreales; Hypocreaceae. The record is from RefSeq and is a predicted model, not a curated record.